Molecule: messenger RNA, 1548 nt
Organism: Iphiclides podalirius (scarce swallowtail)
Lineage: Eukaryota; Metazoa; Arthropoda; Insecta; Lepidoptera; Papilionidae
Source: the annotation of a GenBank genome assembly
AUGGCGCUGCAGGUCCUGCUCUCUCGUUGCAUAGAACGCGUGAAGGAUAACCGUGGGAUCAGGUUCGUGCUAGCCUCGGCUGUGGUGCUUCUGCUACUUGGCAUCAUUUGCGCAAUAUUCUUCGGAUCCUGGGUUAGGCUAUUUAUUGAUCAUGAGCUGGUGCUCCGCCCCGGCUCGAUGACCUUCGAGUGGUGGGCGCGACCGCCGGUACGGCCCUUCGUCCACGUCUACGUGUACAACGUGACCAACGCCGACGAGUUCCUGAACAACGGCUCCAAGCCCAUACUCGACGAGCUCGGACCCUACGUCUACUCAGAGGAGUGGGAGAAAGUGAACAUAACCGACAACGAGAACGGUACUCUUUCCUUCCACUACAAGAGGACCUACACAUUCCAGCCCGAGCUUAGCUCUGGCCCCGACGACGACGCUGUCGUGGUUCCUAACAUCCCUAUGUUGAGUGCUACGUCGCAGUCCAAGCAUGCGGCGCGAUUCCUCCGUCUCGCCAUGGCCUCAAUCAUGGACAUCCUGAAGAUCAAGCCGUUCGUCGAGGUCUCCGUGGGUCAGCUGCUGUGGGGAUACGAGGACCCCCUGUUGAAACUCGCCAAGGACGUAGUGCCAAAAGAACAGAAGCUGCCCUAUGAAGAGUUCGGACUUUUCUACGGGAAAAACGGCACGUCACCGGACGUCGUGACGAUGUUCUCCGGCGCGAACGAUAUCACCCGUUACGGCAUUUACGACAGGUACAACAUGCGCGAGCGGCUGCCGCACUGGACCACGGACGAAUGCAACAGCAUCUCAGGGUCGGACGGCUCCAUCUUCCCGCCGCACAUCACCAAGAACGACACCCUGGCCGUCUACGACAAGGACCUCUGCCGGCUGCUGCCUCUCAGGUUCCUGGAGGAGGUGGAGUCGGAGGCGGGCGUGCUGGGCUACCGUUUCACCCCGCCCGAGGACGUGUUCGCGGCAGACGAGCACAACCGCUGCUUCUGCCCCGCCGGCCCGCCCUGCGCGCCCAACGGCCUCUUCAACGUGUCGUUAUGCCAAUACGAUUCCCCGAUUUUGCUGUCUUUCCCCCACUUCUACUUGGCGGACGAGAGUCUCCGGGAGGCGGUAGAGGGCAUCUCGCCGCCCGUGGCCGAGAAACACCGUCUCUUCAUCGACGUGCAGCCGGAGAUGGGCAUCGCGAUGCGCGCCCGUGCCCGUAUCCAGAUCAACCUGGCCGUCUCCCAGGUGGUCGACAUCAAGCAGGUCGCCAACUUCCCGGACAUCGUGUUCCCCAUUCUCUGGUUCGAGGAGGGUAUCAACGAGCUGCCUGAACAGGUGACGUCAUUGCUGCGACUGGCCACCAAGGUGCCGCCGAUAGCCCGUUCGGCCCUCGGGUGGGGACUGUCCGCCCUCGGUGUACUGCUCAUACUUCUGGCCGUCACCUGCCUCAUCAGGUCGUCGCACCGCCAAAGCACCUUGAGGUUGGAGGGACACGCGGUAGCCAAACCGCCGCCGGCGAAAACACCCGGCAAAGAAAAUGGCUACGAACUGAACAAUAGGAGA